This is a messenger RNA of Funneliformis mosseae, 457 nucleotides long. The record is from the annotation of a GenBank genome assembly. NCBI's taxonomy places the organism in Eukaryota, Fungi, Glomeromycota, Glomeromycetes, Glomerales, Glomeraceae.
UAUUACUACUUCAUAAAGAGUUGUCAGAGUUUAUUAUACCAAAGAACUUUUAUAAUGAACUUGAAAAGACUUUACAAAAAAAUAUAAAUAUUAGUUAUAUGCAUUUGCAAACCAAUACUCUUGACAAAAAUUCAUGGAUUCUAUUAUUACCAGAUUAUGUUGUAUAUACCUUUUUUGGUGGAUAUUUUUUCAAACUUUCUAUUAUAAGAGAAGGAGAAUGUUUACAGUUUUUUUGGCAAGAAUUUGGUAAAGACUUUACAUUCACUAAUUGUAAUACUCAAGGUCAAGAAACAUUAGUUACAGCAGUAACUUUAACAAGUAGUAUUAAUCAUUAUGCUAUACAAACUGUAUUAGCAGUUAUAGCAUUAAAUGCUGCUAUAGUUCAUGCUAAUACAAAAGAAAAAAAAGUUUUAACUAUUAGAUUUGACUAUUCUUGGUUUCAUUCCCGUAAUGCAAA